CUUCAAGCAGGCACAUCACACACACGUCCCGGCGCCCAAGCAGAAACGCGCGUGCGUGUUCGAUCGAAGAGUAGCAACUAGCUAUAGCAAUGGCGCACCACGCAUCGCCGACUUCCCUGAAGCGCAAGUGCCCUGAAAAUGAUCGCGAGGAGACGUCCGGCAUGUGCGCCAACAACGGAUGCGGCUACUUCGGCGCCGCCGCCACCGGCAACAUGUGCUCCAAGUGCUACAAGCAAGAACAGGUCAUCGCCGCCUAUGACAACACGGCCGCGGACAGCGUCUUCAUCCCUGCAGCUUCGGAGAAGAAGGCCAAGGCGAUCGUCUCCGUCGCGUCCUCUGACGGUGCUGAGCCAUCCUUGGCGUCCACGAAGCAGCCGACGCCGGCGACGAACCGGUGCGCGACGUGCCGCAAGAAGGUGGGCAUGCUGGGGUUCCGGUGCCGCUGCGAGGGCACCUUCUGCAGCGUCCACCGCUACUCCGACAAGCACGAUUGCGGCUUCGACUACAAGACGGCCGGCCGGGAGAAGAUUGCCAAGAACAACCCCAUGGUCGUUGCCGACAAGAUCGCCACGAGGAUCUGAAGCCCAGGAGAUCGCUCAACGAUAUUUUUAGAGCAAAUUGAACAGCUCGUAAUUAGUGGUUCUUGACGAGGAUAGAAUAGAAUUGAUGUUUUCUGUAUUUUGCCUGUUCGUCCACUGAUAAUUAACUUCGAACAUCGAUAUCUGG
Messenger RNA from Lolium perenne, 726 nucleotides. RefSeq names its product zinc finger A20 and AN1 domain-containing stress-associated protein 7-like. Lineage: Eukaryota; Viridiplantae; Streptophyta; Magnoliopsida; Poales; Poaceae. Gene Ontology annotation, molecular function: DNA binding; zinc ion binding. The record is from RefSeq and is a predicted model, not a curated record.